AAUUUGCUCCGACCCCCACUUGAUUGAUAUCUUUGCUACAGCUGUUAGGACUUUGGACCUUAUCUUGGUACAGAGAUCAUAAAACAUUAUUUUUCUACUGAUUAAUAUAAGUUGAAGGCAAGAAAAGAAAUUAAAUUUCUAUAACAAUGCUUUUCACCUGCACCAGAACAUUGCGAGCUGCUAGCAAAUUUGGCUCAUUAAUACGUUAUGAAUCUACCUUGGUCAUUGCAGAACAUAAUAAUGAGAAUUUAUUACCAAUCACUUGCAACACAUUAACAGCUGCCAAGAAAAUUGGUGGCGAUGUAACUGUACUAGUUGCUGGCACAAAAUGUGAUACAGUUGCACAAAAAGUAUGUAAGGCCAAAGGUAUAUCCAAAAUUCUCCUUGCAGAUAGUGAUGCAUUUAAAGGAUUUACUGCAGAGUCAUUGACGCCACUUAUACUUAAAUUGCAUAAUGAACUCAAAUUUACACAUAUAUUAUCUGGUGCAAGCGCGUUUGGCAAGGCAUUGCUUCCUAGGAUUGCAGCCAAGUUAGAUGUAUCUCCAAUAAGUGAUAUUAUUGAUAUAAAAACGCCAGAUACCUUUGUACGUACCAUAUAUGCUGGUAAUGCUAUUCAGACUCUUAAGUCUAAAGACAAUGUAAAAGUGAUAUCUGUGAGAAGCACCUCUUUUGAACCAUUACCUUUGGAAGGUGGUGAAACUAAACAUGAAAGUCUUCCUACUGGUGAUUAUACUUCAAAUCAAGUGCAAUACAUUAAACAGGAGCUCAGUAAAUCUGAUAGACCAGAACUGACAUCUGCUAAAGUUGUGAUUUCUGGCGGACGUGGAAUGAAAUCUGGUGAAAAUUUCAAAUUAUUAUAUACACUGGCAGAUAAACUCAAUGCAGCGGUAGGAGCUUCUCGAGCUGCGGUCGAUGCAGGAUUUGUGCCAAAUGAUUUGCAAGUAGGACAAACAGGAAAAAUUGUUGCUCCUAAUUUAUAUAUAGCGGUUGGAAUUUCGGGUGCAAUUCAGCAUCUUGCUGGCAUGAAGGAUUCUAAAACAAUUGUAGCAAUCAAUAAAGAUCCAGAGGCUCCCAUUUUUCAAGUAGCAGAUUUCGGAUUAGUCGCAGAUUUAUUUAAGGCUGUACCCGAACUCACGGAGAAAUUAUAUCAAACAAUGUAAAUCCGAAAAGUAAAGACUUUUGUAUUUGUUUUUACAAGCAAAUGAUUUAAUUAUGCAGGUUUGAUUGAUCUUGAAAAUAUACCAUUUCGCUAUAAUUAUGAUUGAUAAAGAUUACAUUGUCUACAUCUCACAUCUACUCGAAAUUGAGUUUAAUAAACUUGCAUCACUUGACAUCUUAUAUAAAAAAAGUAAUUAAAAU
This is a messenger RNA of Camponotus floridanus (Florida carpenter ant), 1359 nucleotides long. RefSeq names its product electron transfer flavoprotein subunit alpha, mitochondrial (gene wal). Gene Ontology annotation, cellular component: mitochondrion. Lineage: Eukaryota; Metazoa; Arthropoda; Insecta; Hymenoptera; Formicidae. The transcript is spliced from 5 exons. Gene Ontology annotation, molecular function: electron transfer activity; flavin adenine dinucleotide binding. Bases 147 to 1160 code for a protein of 337 amino acids. The record is from RefSeq and is a predicted model, not a curated record.